AUGAACCAGCUAUUCACAAUUUACUUUGUAUUCACUUACUUCGGCGAGCUACUCGCUGCAGGCAUGGUCGGCUUUUUUGCCCCUGUUGGAUUCCUGUCUCCAUUCAUGCUUAGCAUAACUCUCUUAUCCUUCCUACUUGCACUGCUUCAUGUUCGCCUGGUGCACACAGUGUUAAACCGAUCCCCCCGUCCGCAAUUGCCUCUUGUCUCAUGCAGCAAUGGGUUCAGGAUUUCUGGUGGUCUCAAUCGAAGUUCGCUCUUACGACAUAACACAAACCCUGCCGCUCAAAGGAUAUUUGGGAAAUCUGAUAAUACCAGCUACUGCGCUGACAGGCAAGAUUUGGGGUCGCUGGGGGAUGUUUAUGACUUCUUGCUCUCAUGGUUUUCAUCAUGUAUUGCGUCCCAUACCAACACUCCGGAAACACUCCCUCAAACACUUUCCGAGCCAUUCACCAACCAUUACUUACGCUUCGACACUCCCAUGUCACCUGUAAGUCACACAGCGGGUACCAACGUACUUCCCCAACCUUAUUACCAGCUUUCAGACCAAUACCAUAGAGAGAAGAAAUCAGAUGAAGAAUCUUGCAUUGGUCUCCAUGUGUAG
This is a messenger RNA of Suillus plorans, 603 nucleotides long. RefSeq lists its product as uncharacterized. NCBI's taxonomy places the organism in Eukaryota, Fungi, Basidiomycota, Agaricomycetes, Boletales, Suillaceae. The record is from RefSeq and is a predicted model, not a curated record. The transcript is spliced from 4 exons. The coding region runs from base 1 to 603 and encodes 200 amino acids.